CUCGAUUUUCAAUUUCGAUCCAAAGCGAGUUCGCCUCAAUAGAAACUGGUAGGAUACGGCAAUGGUGCAACUCGCGAACGAGCUUAAAUCUUAGGUAAUUUGGUGUGUUUGCGGGCGCUCGCCGAUUCAAUAAAAUCUCCACUUCCUUCACCAACCACCGAAAUGGAGCAGGAAUACACAGCCAACCCGUCUAGGGUCUCGCUACCGUCCGAAAUAAUACUUCUCAUAGUUGAGAGCUUGGCCCCGGCGCGCACAAACAUAACUCUACCGCCCAGCCAUGAGAUAACCAAGACCCUUGUCGCCUUGACGCGGGUCUGUCGCGCCGCGGCCGCCGCUGCUUCGAAGCUCCUCUGGCAAUUCUGCUCGCACAUCGACUCCCUGAAGAGGCUUGUCGACUUCAGAACCGCUUUGGACUAUCUGCCUCAAGACGAUACUCGCCGCCCGACCAGUCUCUUCCUGGCCGUGUAUGAGGAUGAUUCAGAUGUCCCGGACGUGGCUUGGACCCCGCACAACUUGCCAGUGCCGUCCCCGCAGUUUGACGACAUUCAAUUUGCCACUGCCGUCCAGGGCCUUCUCCUCCGCGUCGCGCCAACUCUGCGGCGUUUGGUGAUACACAUGCCGCGACUGGCGCAGGAUCAUGAUCGCACAUUCGAGCUUUUGCGCGUAGGAUACGAGGCCCUCGUCAACCUGGAGGAAUUCGUCAGCAUUGGAGACCGAUUUUCCUUUGCGGGGUUCCCACGGAGCGCCCCAGACCGGGAUGUCUGGGUUACAUGCUGGCCGAAGCUGCGGCGGUUGGCACUUGAUAUCUCGCUCAAUAAGAAUGUUUUUAAAGGCUUGACUCGUCUGCCGAAGCUAGAGACGGUCGUAUUCUCGUUCAUGGAGUAUCCCGUGCCUCAAGCUGCCAAAUUCCGAGACGUCCUUCUUAGGGCACUUAACACCUAUCCCGUGGUUCCAGGGAUCGAGGAGAGGAAAUUACUCAACGUAGGACUUUUCGGUGGUGGUUGUGAGUUGAGCUACGCCGGGACUGAGGAGCCCAACCGUCGAACUCGCAUUUGGAAUAUUGACGCGGCUGUAUUUGCCGAUCCCAAUCGACCAUAUGAAAGCGAUAAUGUCCGCAUUCUUCGUGGGCUGGAACGGAAGAUAUCUAACGGUACACUAUGGGAAGUGUCUCGCUGGGGGUUGGACGAUUGACUCGACUGUAAGACGUUCCGGGACCACUACGGUGUUGGGUUCUAUGCGCUGCAUGAAUAAGGGAAGGCCAGGAAUGCUUUGAGACUACUUAGGCUUUCCGAAAUAAAAUCUUUGAAUGCCUCUUGA
Messenger RNA from Ilyonectria robusta, 1317 nucleotides. RefSeq lists its product as uncharacterized. Bases 163 to 1191 code for a protein of 342 amino acids. Lineage: Eukaryota; Fungi; Ascomycota; Sordariomycetes; Hypocreales; Nectriaceae. The transcript has a single exon. The record is from RefSeq and is a predicted model, not a curated record.